Molecule: messenger RNA, 2056 nt
Organism: Sphaerodactylus townsendi
Lineage: Eukaryota; Metazoa; Chordata; Lepidosauria; Squamata; Sphaerodactylidae
Gene: RHOJ
Product: ras homolog family member J
Exons: 5
Coding region: 1-627 (208 amino acids)
Biological process (GO): small GTPase-mediated signal transduction
Molecular function (GO): GTP binding; GTPase activity
Source: RefSeq, a predicted model, not a curated record
AUGUGGGGGCGCCCCUUGGCCCCUCUGCUCCUUCAGCUUGUGGAGCUUCAGACAGCUAAGCAUGGGAAUGGGUGGAGGGGGGAAACACAUGCAAGGUGUCACCGUACACGUUCUUCUGUUCUUUUCUCCCUUUGCAACGUUCCCGAUUUUCUUUUUACAGUAACUGUGACGGUCGGAGGCAAACAACACUUGCUUGGGCUUUACGACACAGCUGGGCAGGAGGACUACAAUCAGCUACGACCUCUCUCCUACCUCAACACGGACGUGUUCUUGAUCUGUUUCUCUGUCGUGAACCCCGCCUCGUACCACAACGUCCAGGAAGAAUGGGUGCCGGAACUGAAAGUCUGCAUGCCCCACGUGCCUUAUGUCUUGAUAGGAACGCAGAUCGAUCUGCGAGAUGAUCCCAAAACCUUGACCCGGUUGCUCUACAUGAAGGAGAAACCCCUGACUUAUGAACAUGGCAUCAAACUCGCCAAAGAGAUUGGGGCCCAGUGCUACUUGGAGUGUUCGGCUUUGACGCAGAAGGGCCUGAAGGCCGUCUUCGAUGAAGCGAUCCUCACCAUCUUCAACCCCAAGAAAAAGAAGCCGCGUUGUGCCGAAUGCUGCAGUCCCUGCGCAGUCCUAUGACGCCGCCUGGGAAUCAAAACCCCGCCACGAUCGCAUCCGACCAAACCAUUCCCAGGGCCAAGAGGAACAUGACCAGAAAUUGGCCGCUCGUCUUGGAGGCCUCUCCCAGUCUGCGAUUCCUCAGUCCUGCAACCUCUUGAGUCUGCUCACAUCUAUUUGCUUUUCUAACCACUGCCGAGCUGUAUUUACAAGGCGGCCAGGUCGGGCUAACCUGGUCGUUUUCCCUGUGCAAGUCAGUCGAUGGAGGAAAUGCUUCUGUUUCUGUUGCCAAGACGCGCCUGAGGCAGCAUGCAAUGGAAGAAAAAUAAUCCAAAGAUCCUGUGACAUAACCAAGCGAAACUGGGUUCCGUAUUUGUGGCCUUUGGGGGAAAAAGGAAUCUAUCCGCACCAGCUAAAGCAUGCAAUAAGUACUGAAUGUGAAUGCGACUAAUUUUCUUUUUUACAGUGGAGCUGACAGUGUUAAAAUUCAGGUGAAAUGUAGGGGAAUUGUUUGAAUUCAGAUGAUCUCCAUUUCCCACUGAUUUGUUUAACGGAGAAUCGAAUAGCCUGUCCGACAAAUUGCCUUCCUUUUGAACAGUCGCCGUAAUCCCGGCAGAAGCCGUAUUCAAAUUGAUGCUGAGACUGGUGGGAUCUUCGCCUCACUGAGCCAAAUGCCAAAUAACCCGGUUCUGUAAAAUUAUCUGGAACGCAGGAUGGGUUCCAGGUUUUGGGGAGGGGGGUUUGGGCAGAAAGGACCCCUCUGCUCUCUACCAGCCCCUUCUUCUUGCCGAACCACCUGUGCAUCUCCAUGCGGCUGUGUGUCCUUUCUCUGCCCGUUCAAAAGCUCUCCAAUCACCUAUGGCCGUGGUGGCGAGCCUAUGGCACUCCAGAUGUUCAUGGACUACAAUUCCCUACAUGCUAAGGGGCGGGGACUUAGCAUGGCUCCCAACCCUAAAGUGAGGCUGCCCCGUGCUAACUCCCCCGAAACGGACUUUUUGAGAAUCUGGGAUUCUUUGGUUUGAAUGCAGGUUGCCGCUGCUCUCAAGCGAACGGCUGCUUGGGCAGCGCUUUACUCAGCUGUGCUUCCCAUUUUUUUACAGUCCCCGCCUCUCUGCUGCUUAGCCACGCAGGGGCACGGGGACAUCAGCAUGGCUGUAGAGGUCCAUGCCUGCCUGCCCGCGUAGCUAAGCAGCAGAGGGAGGUGAGCAGCAAAAAAAGAGAGAGAGCCUCCGUGCAAAGGCGGGAUGGCAACCCGCAUUGCUUCCACAGGAUCCAUUCGCUGCCUGCACGGAGGCAGGCAAGCACAAAAACAGGAGAGCAGAUUACCUUAGAAUAUAAGAACAUAAGAACUAGCCUGCUGGAUCAGACCAGAGUCCAUCUAGUCCAGCACUCUGCUACUCGUAAUGGCCCACCAGGUGCCUUUGGGAGCUCACGUGCAGGAUGUGAAAGC